This is a messenger RNA of Nicotiana tabacum (common tobacco), 1380 nucleotides long. NCBI's taxonomy places the organism in Eukaryota, Viridiplantae, Streptophyta, Magnoliopsida, Solanales, Solanaceae. The record is from RefSeq and is a predicted model, not a curated record.
AUGACAAGUCCUAUGUCAGAGAGACUGGCUUUGACUCCAGUGAAUCGAAUGCCUACUUCGGCGUCAGGUAGGGAUUCAAGUUCAAGAACCCCUUUGACAAAUGAAGUCAUAUGGAAGCGACUGCGUGAAGCUGGGUUUGAUGAGGACUCCAUUAAACGCAGAGAUAAAGCAGAGUUAAUAUAUUUCAAUGUAUUUUUAUGUAAUGCUUGGCCAGAUCUAUCCUUCUUUCUGACGCAUCGUCAAUUUGAUCAGUGCCGAUCUUUGAAAUCUCUUUUCUCCAACAUCAAUGAGGACAAGGACCGAGGAUGGAUGAGCCGGUUUGUUCAUAUCAGGACCUCCGAUCUGAUCCCUGCUGAGAGGAUGCCAUUCCCUAAGGAAUGCAACAUAAAACCUGUUCCUUGGUUUCCUAGCGCGGUCUCGGACCUUACAGAAACGGCCCAACGCCUUCAGGAUAAGAACGAAGAGGGAGAAGAUGAUGGCUGUCUGUUGGUGGCUCGGAAAAGACGAAGCACCAACGCUUCGAAGACCACUGAACCGAUGGUGGCUGGUGCAGUUCAAUCUCUAAUCGAAGAAAUUUUGGAGGGGAGCUCGAGCAAAGUCCCCAAGCCAUCAGGUGGAAAAAGUGUGUCUCGUCUUGGGGAACAUUUGGUGGGCGAGCUCGAAGAGCCUAAUUUUGAGACCCUCCAAAGAAAGAAUAAUAUCCUAAGUGAAUCACUUGGGAUAAUCAAUGUAGAUGACUUGUCAAAGGGCCAGGUGUUCUCCGAGGUGCAAUUCCGAGAUGCCCAGGCCAUGAGGACUCCUAAUGUGGGAACAACCCAUGAAGGGAGUGAUAUCUUUUGGGAAUGCCUUGCGGGCAUCGAAGAUGGUCCUGAUCCUGACGCCUCAUUUAUUUUUGAUGAGGUCGAAAAUCUUCUCAAACAAGAGGAAAGCUUGGCCUGGAGCUGCAAAAUCGAAGAGCUCGAAGCUAAAUCAGCCGUUGAGCUUGCGAAGGCCAAAUCUGAGGUAGAAGCAUCUGUGUCCUCGUACCGAGAUGAUGCCGAAGCUUCUAACACUCGGGUAGAGAAGAUCUCCAUUGCGGCUGAAGUUAAGUUAUCAUGUGCUCUCAACCAUGCCAUACGACAAACCCGGAGAGAAACUCUCGAUGAGGUGCACGCUCGUGGCUUUGACCUCUCAGCUGAUAUUGAAAAAGCAAAAACAUUGGAGGAAGAGGCUGCUGCUUUGCUCUCCGAUGACGAGGAUUCCGCUAGUGGCUACGAGAGCGGAGGAGAUGAGGACGAAGUCCCCAAGGGGGAGGUUCCCGAAGAUGCGGCUCCCGAUGAUGCAGCUCCCGAGAAUGUGGCUUCCGAAGAUGUGGUUCCUGGGGAUGUGGCCCCGAAGUAG